This is a messenger RNA of Megalobrama amblycephala (Wuchang bream), 3564 nucleotides long. Its product is annotated as DNA-directed RNA polymerase subunit beta''. The record is from RefSeq and is a predicted model, not a curated record. Lineage: Eukaryota; Metazoa; Chordata; Actinopteri; Cypriniformes; Xenocyprididae. The coding region runs from base 1 to 3396 and encodes 1131 amino acids. The transcript is spliced from 4 exons.
AUGACGACUUCACAAAUCCCGAAGUGUUUCCAGUUAAGUGUGCCAUAUGCAUCAGACGUUCAGCCAGUGGUCAUCUCAGUGGCAUCUGAGGCUGAGACUAGAUCAGCCCCACCUGAAGGAGGACUUUUAUCACCACCACAGGACUCUUUCCAAGAUGGACAGAAAAGCUUUGAUCUUAAUCAUUUUGUUCGCAACCACAGGAAUUGCAGCAACUCAAACAACGAGCGCAACAUCAUUACCUUCAACUACAGCAUCUACAGGUUCUACAGAAUCUACAGCAUCUACAGCUUCUACAGCAUCUACAGCUUCAAUAACAUCUACACCUUCUACACCAUCUACACCUUCUACAGAAUCUACAGCAUCUACAGCUUCUACGGCAUCUACAACUUCUACGGCAUCUACAGCUUCUAUGGCAUCUACACCUUCUACGGCAUCUACAGCUUCUACGGCAUCUACAGCUUCUACGGCAUCUACAGAUUCUACGAUUUCUACAGCAUCUACAGCUUCUACACCUUCUACAGUUUCUACAGCUUCUACGGCAUCUACAGGAUCUACAGAUUCUACGGUUUCUACAGCAUCUACACCAACAGUAUCUACACCUUCUACAGCAUCUACAGCUUCUACACCUUCUACAGCUUCAACAGCAUCUACACCUUCUACAGCAUCUACAGCUUCUACACCUUCUACAGCUUCAAUAGCAUCUACACAUUCUACAGAAUCUACACCUUCUACAACAUCUACAACUUCUACGGCAUCUACAGCAUCUACACCUACAGCUUCUACAGCAUCUACAGAUUCUACAGCAUCUACACCUUCUACACCAUCUACACCUUCUACAGCUACAACAGCAUCUACACCUUCUACAGCAUCUACAGCUUCUACAGCGUCUAUACCUUCAACAGCUUCAACAGCAUCUACAGCAUCUACAGCUUCUACAGCAUCUACACCUUCUACAGCAUCUACAGCUUCUACACCUUCUACAGCGUCUACACCUUCAACAGCAUCAACUGCAUCUACAGCGUCUACAACAUCUACAGCAUCUACACCUACAGAAUCUACACCUUCUACAGCAUCUACAGCUUCAACAGCAUCUACACCUUCUACUGCAUCUACAGCAUCUACACCUACAGCUUCUACAGCAUCUACAGAUUCUACAGCAUCUACACCUUCUAUAGCAUCUACACCUUCUACAGCAUCUACAUCUUCUACACCUUCUACAGCUACAACAGCAUCUACACCUUCUACAGCAUCUACACCUUCAACAGCUUCAACAGCAUCUACACCUUCUACAGCUUCUACAGCGUCUACAGCAUCUACAGCUUCUACAGCAUCUACACCUUCUACAGCAUCUACACCUUCUACAGCAUCUACAGCUUCUACACCUUCUACAGCUACAACAGCAUCUACACCUUCUACAGCAUCUACAGCUUCUACAGCGUCUACAGCAUCUACAGCUUCUACAGCAUCUACACCUUCUACAGCAUCAACUGCAUCUACAGCGUCUACAGCAUCGACAGCAUCUACACCUACAGAAUCUACACCUUCUACAGCAUUUACAGCUUCUACACCUUCUACAGCUACAACAGCAUCUACACCUUCUACAGCAUCUACACCUUCUACAGCGUCUACAGAUUCUACGGUUUCUACAGCAUCUACACCUUCUACAGCAUCAACUGCAUCUACAGCGUCUACAGCAUCUACAGCAUCUACACCUACAGAAUCUACACCUUCUACAGCAUCUACAGCUUCUACACCUUCUACAGCUACAACAGCAUCUACACCUUCUACAGCAUCUACAGCUUCAACAGCAUCUACACCUUCUACUGCAUCUACAGCUUCUACAGCAUCAACUGCAUCUACAGCUUCUAUAGCAUCUACAGCUUCAACAGUUUCAACAGCAUCUACACCUUCAACAGCUUCAACAGCAUCUACAGCAUCUACAGCUUCUACAGCAUCUACAUCUUCUACACCUUCUACAGCUACAACAGCAUCUACACCUUCUACAGCAUCUACACCUUCAACAGCUUCAACAGCAUCUACACCUUCUACAGCUUCUACAGCUUCUACAGCUACAACAGCAUCUACACCUUCUACAGCAUCUACAGCUUCUACACCUUCUACAGCAUCUACACCUUCUACAGCAUCUACAUCUUCUACACCUUCUACAGCUUCAACAGCUUCAACAGCAUCUACACCUUCUACAGCAUCUACAGCUUCUACACCUUCUACAGCUACAACAGCAUCUACACCUUCUACAGCAUCUACACCUUCAACAGCUUCAACAGCAUCUACACCUUCAACAGCUUCAACAGCAUCUACAGCAUCUACAGCUUCUACAGCAUCUACACCUUCUACAGCAUCUACAUCUUCUACACCUUCUACAGCUACAACAGCAUCUACACCUUCUACAGCAUCUACACCUUCAACAGCUUCAACAGCAUCUACACCUUCUACAGAAUCUACACCUUCAACAGCUUCAACAGCAUCUACACCUUCUACAGCUUCUACAGCUUCUACAGCUACAACAGCAUCUACACCUUCUACAGCAUCUACAGCUUCUACACCUUCUACAGCAUCUACACCUUCUACAGCAUCUACAUCUUCUACACCUUCUACAGCUUCAACAGCUUCAACAGCAUCUACAGCUUCUACAGCAUCUACACCUUCUACAGCAUCUACAUCUUCUACACCUUCUACAGCUACAACAGCAUCUACACCUUCUACAGCAUCUACACCUUCAACAGCUUCAACAGCAUCUACACCUUCUACAGCUUCUACAGCGUCUACAGCAUCUACAGCUUCUACAGCAUCUACAGCUUCUACAGCAUCUACACCUUCUACAGCAUCUACACCUUCUACACCAUCUACAGCUUCUACACCUUCUACAGCUACAACAGCAUCUACACCUUCUACAGCAUCUACAGCUUCUACAGCGUCUACAACAUCUACAGCUCCUAUAGCAUCUACAGCUUCAACAGUUUCCACAGCUUCUACAGCAUCAACACCUUCUACAACAUCUACAGCUUCUACACCUUCUACAGCUUCAACAGCAUCUACACCUUCUACAGCAUCUACACCUUCAACAGCUUCAACAGCAUCUACACCUUCAACAGCUUCAACAGCAUCUACAGCAUCUACAGCUUCUACAGCAUCUACACCUUCUACAGCAUCUACAUCUUCUACACCUUCUACAGCUACAACAGCAUCUACACCUUCUACAGCAUCUACACCUUCAACAGCUUCAACAGCAUCUACACCUUCUACAGCUUCUACAGCUUCUACAGCUUCUACAGCUACAACAGCAUCUACAGCUUCUACAGCAUCUACAGCUUCAACUGCAUCUACACCUUCUACAGCAUCUACAGCUUCUACAGCAACUACUACAAAAAUACCUGAAGUGAAAACCGAUCUGGAGUUUAGCUCUUCUGACAUAUUUGUAAAUGCACUCAGCGAUCCAAACACAGUGGAGUUCAAGAAUAGGGCAAAGUCUGUCAAGGAUCAACUUGAAGGAGUUUACAAAAAGAAAUAUUCAAACUUCCUUAGAAUGAAUGUCAUAGGAUUCAG